Molecule: messenger RNA, 3233 nt
Organism: Chinchilla lanigera (long-tailed chinchilla)
Lineage: Eukaryota; Metazoa; Chordata; Mammalia; Rodentia; Chinchillidae
Gene: Dthd1
Product: death domain containing 1
Exons: 10
Coding region: 153-2867 (904 amino acids)
Biological process (GO): signal transduction
Molecular function (GO): protein binding
Source: RefSeq, a predicted model, not a curated record
CUGAAUAAACUAUUAUGUUGCAGGAAAGUGCUUGGCUAGCUGACUUGGAUCAUCUCCUAGAGUUUAGGAGAAAUAGCCCUCGCCAAGUCUGAAUCUGCUAAACCUUUAGUCUUUGCUGGCAGGAAAGGAGCACAUUAUUUUGGGAACACACAAUGGAUACAGAAGACAUGGGCUCAGGUAAACUAGGCCAAAUAUUGAAACAGGUUUGGAGACAAAACCAAAUGCUAAAGCAGGCGCUCCUGGGUGAGGACCUCUGUGAGGGGGUCGGUGGAGCCAGCUGGAUAGCUACAGUGGUCUUUCUGGGUCAAGAGCUCAGCAGUGCCCUUCAACAGCUGCUGGAGCACACUGCAGGGACCCUGAGUUGCACCUGCCAGCGGCUGUGUGCACUGCUGGACAAGGAGAAUCAGUGUGUCUGGAGACAAGAAAUUAUUACUUUCAUAGAUUGCCUCAAGAGAAUGAACGGACAUUUGGGGAACACUGCUAUGCUUCUCAAGGAAGAAGAAAAGGAGAUAUGUAAUUUAUGCAGCAUGCGUGAUGAACAUACUCCACAGCAGACAAUGUGCACCAUUCAAGACCCCAAAGCAACAGGCAUUUCUGCAAGAGGGAAACUAAAUGUCAUAGAAACAGCUACUGUUUCCAGCACAAAUGGAGAGAAAAGUCAUUACACAAACCAGGUCCAGUUAAAAAAGAAUAAAACACAUAUAAAUUCUGCAUUAGUAGAAAAUGAAAACAACACAUCACUGAGCAGAGAUGCAACAGGGCAAAAAGAGUCACAGAACACAAUGUUCCCAGAUAAUGCAGAAAACAGAGAUAAUAAACAAAUAGAACACAUGACUGCCGAGAACAUAAAUAGCAACAAGGAACAAAUUCCUGACGUAAUCCAGACAACAGAAGGAGACAUUAAAGAAACUCCAGAGAACCAAAGAGAAGAGAUGACCACAUCCUCAACAACAUGUGAUAUCUCUGAUGAAUAUGUGAAUAAUCUCGAUGAUUCAGAAAGUCUAAAUCAAAAGAAUAACAUUGUGGAAAAGGAGUAUCUCGAUGUGCUGAGUGAUGGGACAGACACCCAAGUGUCUUGUUACAUUACAGCACCAUCAUACGUUCUGCAGCAACUAGAAUGCCAGAUAAUUAACAGCAUGAGUUCUCUAAUUGUGACUGAUAAUGAAGAAUUGGUCAGCAAUGUCGUCUCUGUUGAAUGCUCAGAUAAGGAAAAGAGAAUUCCAUUUCCAAUAUGCAUCGCGAUUCCAUUUACUGCCCGUUCCAGGGGAAAUUACAGAGAUAUCCUGGUGAAAGUGUUUGACACAAACCUUCAAUCAAGUUACCUAUCCCCGACUUCACUGGAAGAAAUGAAAAGUUAUAAGGGGACCUGCGCUACAGUGAAUGUUUACAAACUGGGUGUAUUUUCCGUUGUGUCUUGUUUAAAGAAAGAGUCUUUCACAGUAGCAAAGAAAGGCCUCACCCUGAAGUCCAGCAUGGAUUCCCGAAUAUCCUUAUGUUACCCUCCAGGCGCUUUCAGCUCCUCAGUGCUGGUACAAUUAAAGGUCCAACCAGUGGACCCAUCUUUGGUGGCACAUUUAAAAACACAGCAAGAUGCUUCCUACUCAGUUCUGUCCACAAGCCCUCUGAUUCAUGUUCAGCACCCAUCAACUCACCUUUUUCAGAAGCCAGUCACAGUAUUCUUACCUUGUGCUUCACAACCUGAUAAAAAGAAUCUUGGGUCUGAGAUAGAUCAUCAAAGAACAGGUAAUGCCACAACAAACAGGACCACACCUUUAUGUUUCAAUCGGGCCAAAAGUGCAUCCAUUAGAAAACCUGGGAACAACAACUGUGAAACUCUGAAAUUACUGGGAUUCAGAAGCCAUGACAGUGGUUGGUUUGGACUUGAUAACGUUGUGGUGAGAACCAUCCAGAGUGGCUUGAUAUCGUUUGAACUGCAUGAACAUUUAGAGAGGUUUAUUGUGCUUCACCUCUCUUCCAUGGUGGACAACAGCCACUUGGUUUCUUUUGUGAAGUCUUUAGAGGAAGCCUUGCUCAGCACUACCGCCUGUGUAGUACUGUCCCACCAGAAGGACAAUCCGCACAGAGUGGUUAUUGUAGUGGUGCCUUCUAAAAAUUUAAACCAAACACUUAAGAACUUGCACUUGGAAGGGUUCAGAGGACUUCCAGAAUCAUCUCGCCAUUUCCAAAUAAGAGAAGGAGAACAACUGCUUUUAAGGUUUACUGGAAACAUAUUUGGUUCGAGCAACGGAAAGGAUUAUGGAAAAGACCACAGGCUUAUUUUCCACUUACAAAGAAAAUCCAGGCUGGAACUUCAGAUCAAAGAAGUGGAUGAAUUUGGAAACUAUAGCUGCCCUCAUUAUAAGGGGACAAUUGUAGUUUAUAAAGUACCCAAAGAAAAGAUAAUCUCUAACUUGGAUCAGUCUUUUGUGUCUAGUGAAAGCCAUUAUCAGUUGCCAAUUUGCAAAUUACCAUUGAGGUUGCCAAAGCAUGAAAAAUUGAUCCACCGUCCACAGAGUACCAAGAGAAUUUCUACAGAUCCUGUAGAAACCCUUUGGGAUAACCUGCUUCACUGGCUGGCAGAGGAACUCUCUGAAGAAGGCACUGAGGCCCUUACCUCCUCCCUCCCCCUGCGCAGCAGCACCAUGCAGCUCAUCAAACUCAAGCACCCUGAUGACCUCACAGAACAGAUCCAUGAACUUCUUUGCUUCUGGAAAAAAUCACUUCCAACCUCCACCGACAAACUUCGCCUCCUUGUUCGUCAUCUCCGUAAGAUGGGCAGGAGCGACCUUGCAGAAGGGCUCAGGUUCAAGUGGGAAAAUAAAGUGUUCACUGAACCCCAGCAGUGGUUUCCUAUGGCAGGGGAAUAAAGUUCUGCAGCUCUUCCUUUUGCUGUAGCAAGAUGUUCAUGGGUUAUAAAGAUUGCUUCUGUCAACUUGUAUUGGACAGUUUCCAAGUAACAGUGAGUGAAGUGAGUCUAUUUGGUAACUAUUUGAAAUAAAGGAAGCAGUAAUCAGACAAGAAGAAUGGCUGAGCACCACCUCACUGUUGAGUGAUGUAUGUUGUGUUAACCAUGACGAACUUCGGUGCACCCAGACUCCAUAGCAUUUGCAGUACAGUUUUCUCCAUGUACAUUUUAACAGUCAAGUCUGCUUUCUAAGUGCAAAAUAAAAGUAGGAUAUACAGAAUCACUUUUCGGGGCUGGGGAUUUAGCUCAGCGGCAAAAGCGCCUGCCU